CGGCUCUGCCGUGAAGACCUUUGCAUUGUGGGAACUUCCUUUCUCACUCCCCGGCCAUCUUGCCGGCUGCUUUUGGUUGGGGGCCGCCCCGCGCCUAAGGCAGGAAGAUGGUGGCCGCAAAGAAGACGAAAAAGUCUCUGGAGUCUAUCAACUCUAGGCUCCAACUCGUUAUGAAAAGUGGAAAGUACGUGCUGGGAUACAAGCAGACUCUGAAGAUGAUCAGGCAAGGCAAAGCGAAACUAGUCAUCCUCGCCAACAACUGCCCAGCUUUGAGGAAAUCUGAAAUAGAGUACUAUGCCAUGUUGGCCAAAACUGGUGUCCAUCACUACAGUGGCAAUAAUAUUGAAUUGGGCACAGCGUGCGGAAAAUAUUACAGAGUAUGCACACUGGCUAUCAUUGAUCCAGGUGAUUCUGAUAUCAUUAGAAGCAUGCCAGAACAGACUGGUGAAAAGUAAAUCAUGUAAAAAUUUUCUUUAAUAAACCAGCCAGAGCUUGUUUUAAAAAUAUUGUAUCCAUUUGUUAUUUUCCUUUAUAUAUUUUUUGUUUCUGCACUCUUUUCUGAAGGUAGAUUUAGAGAGGGUGAGGCAACUAGAUGUGGUUGCAACUUUGAGGUUAAGAGGCAUACAUCUCAAUUUCAGUUUUUUUUGUUUUGUAAGGGGGCAUGCACUGAGUUCCUUUCCAGUACGAGGUUUUUAAGAGACUUGAUUUUCUUAAUUCCUGUCUUGGGACAUUGUUAACAUUUUUAUGCUUCUGAGGCAACAAAGUUCAAUGAUACCAAAGUUGCAAUUGGCAGUCCAGUUUAAAUCUACCAAAUCUUGAGUAGCAAAGAGCAGCAAAUGAAAUAUAUUCCCCCACCCCCGGAAAGUUGUCAUAGAUUAAGAAAAGCUCUAAUGAACUUUAAUGAAGAAGGAACUUUCCUAUGGGUAGGCAAUGGUAGGGGUAAAUGGAAUGUACUUGGAUAACUUCAGAAUAAUCCCAGGUAUUCAAUAAAUGUUAAAUCCAA
Choloepus didactylus (southern two-toed sloth) is the source of this 1003-nucleotide messenger RNA. RefSeq names its product ribosomal protein L30 (gene RPL30). The transcript has 5 exons. Gene Ontology annotation, molecular function: structural constituent of ribosome; RNA binding. Gene Ontology annotation, cellular component: cytosolic large ribosomal subunit. The record is from RefSeq and is a predicted model, not a curated record. NCBI's taxonomy places the organism in Eukaryota, Metazoa, Chordata, Mammalia, Pilosa, Megalonychidae. Bases 108 to 455 code for a protein of 115 amino acids.